This is a messenger RNA of Dictyostelium discoideum AX4, 3072 nucleotides long. It is a transcript of the gene wdr24, whose product is annotated as WD40 repeat-containing protein. Gene Ontology annotation, biological process: positive regulation of TOR signaling; protein ubiquitination. The transcript is spliced from 4 exons. The record is from RefSeq and is a predicted model, not a curated record. The coding region runs from base 1 to 3072 and encodes 1023 amino acids. Gene Ontology annotation, cellular component: lysosomal membrane; Seh1-associated complex. Lineage: Eukaryota; Evosea; Eumycetozoa; Dictyosteliales; Dictyosteliaceae. Gene Ontology annotation, molecular function: ubiquitin protein ligase activity.
AUGAAUCAAAUGAAUCAACCACCAAAUAAAUGCCAGACUUAUUUAAACUUGGGUAGUCCACUUAGUGCAAUCAGUUCAUCACCUGAUAGUACAAAAUUAAUUGUAGCCGGUAGAGAUAUUGUGAAAAUUGUCUCUGUACAAAAUAAUGAAUUUAAAGUAACAAGUAAUCUAAGAGCAGGUAAAACUCAAUCAUUAAAUUAUACUGGUAAUGAUUGUUGUUGGCAUCCAUCAUUAUUAGAAAAUUAUAGAUUUUUAAUAGCAACAGCAGCAACAAAUGGAGCAGUAGUAAUUUGGAAUACAGUUAGAGAAGGAUCUAAAUCAGUUGAAAGAGUUUUUACAGAUCAUAGUAGAGCAGUGAAUAAAUUAGCAUGGCAUCCAGAGAAAUUGGAUUGUAUAUUAACUGGUUCACAAGAUAAUACCCUUAGAAUGUGGGAUAUUAGGGAUAGUGCAAAUGCAAGUAAGAUUACAUUUUCACCAAAAUCUGAAUCGAUAAGAGACGUUCAAUUUAAUCCAUCACAAGCCAAUCAAUUUGCUGCAGCAUUUGAUAAUGGUACCAUUCAAUUAUGGGAUAUCAGAAAACCAACGAUUGCAGUGGAGAAAAUCACCUCUCAUCAAGGUUUGGUAUUAACCAUCGAUUGGCAUCCAGAAGAGAAGAAUAUCAUUGCAAGUGGUGGUAGAGAUCGUGCCAUUAGAGUUUGGGAUUUCUCAAAUGGUAAAUCUCUAAACAAUGUUUCCACCAUCUCAAGUGUUUCACGUAUCAAAUGGCGUCCUGGUAACAAAUGGCAUAUUGCAAGUUGUUCUUCAAUCGUAGACUUUCAAAUUCAUAUUUGGGACGUUAAAAAACCUUAUAUCCCUCUAUUCUCUUUCACUGAUCAUCGUGAUGUUCCAACUGGUCUAAUUUGGAAAUCACCUUCCUCUCUAAUCUCUUGUAGUAAAGAUAGCCAUUUACUCCUUAAUGAGUUUCAAGAUUCUUAUAAACCUUAUCAACAUAUUCGUACAACUGGUAUUACUUGGAAUGUAAAUAAUGAAUUAGCUUCAAUUAAUGAUAAAAUUAAUAGAACACAAAGUAAUGAAUCAUUACCAUCUUUAUCAACACAAUUUCCAUCAUUUUUUGCAUCAUUUAAUGUACCAACACCACCACCAUUACCACCUUUAGUAAAAGUUGAACAAGGUAUAAUGAAUAUUUAUACACCAAAAUAUCAAAACUCUGAAAUUGUAUAUGACGAAAAAUAUUUAUUUGAACAUUUUGCAAAAAACUAUAGAUUUAGAGGUGAAUCUUUUAAUCAAUUAUGUGAUCAUAAUCAAUUUGUAUCACAAUCUGUAAAUCAACAUCAUAUAAGUACAAUGUGGUCACUUUUAAAACUUCAUUAUAGUAACUUGGAUGAAAUUCAACAACAUAAAGAAUUAAUCGAACAACAACAAAAAGAAGAAUUGGAAAAAUUAAAUAAUAAAAAAAUUGAAAAACAGCAACCUCAAAAAUUAAAGAAACAACAACAACAACAACAACAACAACAACAACAACAACAACAACAAUCACAACAACAACUACAACAACCACAACUACAACAACCACAACAACAACAACAACUACAACAACCACAACAACAAUUGCGACAACAAAAUGAUAAAAAUAUAAAAGAACAACAAAUUCAAUAUAUUGAAAAUUUAGAGAAUAAACAAUUAGAUUCAAAAAAUAUCAUAGAUAAUAGUAAUGAUAGUAAUCAAGAAAUUAAUAUAAAUAAAGAGGACAAAGAAGAUGAAGAAGAGGAUGAUGAUAAUACAAGUAAUAACCUUGAUGAUAAUCAAAUGGGUGAUAUAUUUGACCCAUCAAAUGAUAUGAUGACUGCAAAAGAACCACCCUCCUCUUCAUUAAUGGAAUUUAAUGCAAAUGAUACUGGCAAUGAUCAAUUUUGUAAUAUACUCUCAGCGGAAGCUGUUACACCUUUAGUAUCAUUACCAACAUCAAUUUCUUUAGAAAGACAAAAAUCAACCGAUAAUAUUUCAGAUAAUAAUUCUAAUGUACAUGUAAAUAUCAAAAGGCAAAAUCAACCAACCAAUAAUAAUAAUAAUAAUAGCAAUAUAGAUAAUUUAGAAAAGAAAAGUAAUAAAUCAAAAUCAACAAAAGAAAAUAAAGAAUCAUCAUUAACUGAUCAAAAUAAACAAAAAAGAAAUGAUAAUAAAGAAAAAAUAGAUAAUAAUGAAAUAGAUAAUGACAAUAAAGAUAAUAAUGAUGAUGACGACAAUGAUGUUGACAAUAUUGGUGAAGAUAACGAUGAAAUCAAUAAUAAUAAUGAUAACAAUAAUAAUAAUAAUAAUAAUAAUAAUAAUAAUAAUAAUAAUAAUAAUAAUAAUAAUAAUAAUAAUAAUAAUAAUAAUAAUAAUAAUAAUAAUAAAAAUAAUAAUAAUGAUAAUAAUAAUAAUAAUAAUAUAAAUAAUAAAAAGAAUAAAAUCAAAAAUAAAUCAAUAGAAAAUAAAAAAGAUAUUUUAGAUAAAAAAGAAAUCAAUGAUGAAGAUAAUAAAUCAAAUGAUGAAAAUGAUUCAUUAAAGAUUUUAAUACCAUGUUUUGAAUUUGAAGAAUUUAACUUUCAGCCAAUUAUAACAGAUAUGUUGGAAGCAUGUAUAGAGAAAGGUGAUGUUCAAACAUGUGUAUUCAUUGUAUUAAUUUUGGGAAGAUAUAUGGAUUUAAAUAUUGAAAAACAUAGAUUGACAACGUGGUUUGGUUCUUACAUUGAAUUACUUCAACGUUAUAAAAUGUGGAGCUUGGCUUUGGAAGUAAUGAAAUAUUGUGAUGAUCAAAUCAUUAAUCAAGCUUCGAAAAGACAUACCACUCUCAUUAGUGCUUGUUCAUCCUGUGGCAAAUCAAUUCCUCAAAAUAGUAUCAUCUGUGAGAAAUGUAAUAAAGCAUCAAGUAAAUGUUCCAUUUGUCGUUUACCUGUAAAAGGUAUGUGGGUUUGGUGUCAAGGUUGUGGUCAUGGUGGUCAUUUAGAACAUAUGAAAAGUUGGUUUAUUGAUAAAAAUCAAAAAUCUUGUCCAACUGGUUGUACUCAUAUUUGUACUCCUUUUAAAAAAUAA